AGAUUCAAACACACUGCUCUCUCUGUCUGUGUGUGUGAGUGUGUGUGUGUGUGUGUGAUAAAGAGCAAGAGCGAGGGAUGAGAGGAGAGGAGGAGAGCUGAAGAACAGAUAGAGGCAGAGGAAGACCAUAAAGUGAGGCCACUUCACCUAUGGAUCAGUAUUCAUAUCAGAAACCCAGGGGACCUAUCAGCACAACCGAAAUUCCUCUCAAGCGCAGCCCGUCGACACUGAUGCUGAUGUCCUGCACGCAGCUGUAGAGCAGCAGAGGCCAAAGGGGUCAGGGUGAAAGGUCACAGACUGCAGAGCCGGAGCAGGCACUGAGGCUGAAAGGGUUUGUGAGGGGCGACUGUGAGGCUUCGAGAGGAAUCAAGGUUCAGGGAGGAGGGAGUCAAAGAUGAUGACCUCGCAUGGAAAGCUGAGGAGGGAGAAGGGGAGUCUGGCUGAGUACGAAUCGCAGAUGAAAGACCUGCGGGCCCAACUGACCGACCAGAUCAAGAUUUUAGACUCUCAGGUGGAGGUGAAACAGCAGCAGCUCUCAGACCUCUCUGAGUUUCUCCGACGCAGAGGCGACAUCGAGGCUGAAUAUGCUCGAGCCCUCGACAAACUCACCGAGAGAUUCACCCACAAGACUAAGAAGAAGGAGCAGUGGGGUCAGUCUGUGUGUCAGGUCUGGUCUGUUUUGCUGACUCAGACGCGUCUGGAGAGCCGGGAACAUGCAGCGCUGGGUGACACCUGCUGCAACACACUCACACAGCGGUUGACGCACAGUACGGAGGAUACACACCGUCUGCACAAAAGGAGCAAAGAGGUUGGCAUCCAGAUGCAGGAUGAGUUGCUAAAGGUCACCACUGAGCUGCAGACGGCUCUGAAGACAUAUAACCAGUACCACACAGACUGUCUGAUAGCUGAGGGGAAGCUGAAGGAAGCCGAGCGGUUGGAGGAGAGGCACACCGGCAAGUCAGCUGAGCUCGGCCUCGGCCAAUCGGGGGGGCAGAGGCGGAGUUCCGUCAAGAAGAUGGAGCGAUUAAUGGAGAAAAGGCAUGGCAGAGUGCAGGAGACCCAGCUGAAGUGUACCAAGGCUCGUAAUGACUACCUGCUGAACCUAGCUGCAGCCAACGCAGCCAUGAACAAGUACUACCUGCAGGACGUCAGCACUCUCAUCGAUUGCUGUGACCUGGGUUUCCAUCUGUCUGUGGAGAGGGUGAUGAGGUGCUACCUGGCCAGUAGGUGGCGCAUCCAAAAGACAGAGGAGACGGGGCUUAAGCAGCUGGAGGCUGCUGUGACCUCCCUGGACCAGGGUGGAGACAGAGAUGCGUUGCUACAGCAACACGACGCUGCCUUCUGCCUUCCAUUCAGAUUCAACUACCAUCCUCAUGAAGGGGACCAGGUGUGUGAGGUGAGUGCAGAGAGCCAGGUGAGGUACGAGCUGGAGACCAGGUUCCAGCAGCUUCAGUCUCGACUUGCUGCCGUUACCUUAGAAACAGAGGAGGUCAGUAAAACGCUAAAAGCCACACUCACAGCCCUGCUGGACAGCAUGUGUGAAAGCGACUGUAACCCCUCCCCCGACGUGCCCAGCAGCCUAUCACACGAGCCCCCUGGGGGAAACACCGCACCAAAACUUACCCUCGCCAAGCGUCGAGCCAAUCAGCAGGAGACAGAGACCUACUAUUUCACAAAAGUGAAGGAGUUCCUCACCAGCAGUUCUCUGACCUCCAAACUUCAAGCCAAACAUGACCUUCUACAAGAUGCCAUACAGAAAGCUGAGGCUGUCGACAGCGACCCUUCCAGAAUGCAAUGUGCUCGCUCAGUGCGUGUUCGGAAGUCCAGACCUGUUUCCCAAUUCUGCCACACACUCUUCACCACAGACAUAAUCUCCUACAUACAGAGCUCUGGGCAGCAGAUUCCUGUGGUGGUUGAGAGCUGCAUCCGUUUCAUAAACCUUCACGGCCUCCACCAUGAAGGGAUAUUCAGAGUUCCUGGAUCACAAAGGGAGGUUAAUCUCAUCAGAGAUGCAUUUGAGAGAGGAGACGAUCCUCUGUCAGACAGUGAGUGUGACCUGGAUUCUGUGGCUGGUGUGUUGAAGCUGUACUUCAGGGGCCUUGAGCCUCCUCUCUUCCCUUAUGACAGCUACUCUCAGCUCCUGGACUGUGUCCAGAUCGAGGGGGUGACGGAGAAAGCUGCCCAGAUUAAAGCGAUUGUCUCCACCUUCCCACGGCCGCUCCUCAUCGUGCUGCGUUACCUUUUCGCUUUCCUCAAUCAUGUGUCCCAGUACAGUGACGAGAACAUGAUGCAGCCCUACAACUUGGCCGUUUGCUUCGGUCCGAGCCUGCUUAGGGGAAUGGAUUCUGAUGACGCUGUUGCUAGGCAGCCGCAGGUCAAUGACCUUGUCAAAACCAUGAUCCUCCAACAUGACAUCAUCUUCCCCAGCCAAUCAGAACUGCCGGGCCCAGUUUAUGAGAAGCACAUGACUCUGGAGCAGGAGUACUGUGAACCAAUCACAGAGGAGGGAGAUGGAGAGACUGAGCAUCUGCCCAGUGAGGAUGAGUGGGAGGCGGUGGCUAUGUUCGACUACGUGGCGCGAUCUCCAGCAGAGCUGUCCUUCAAGCUCGGAGAGCUUCUCAUCCUUCACAGCAAGGCCUCCUCUGAUUGGUGGAGAGGUGAAGUGGGAGGCGUUAAGGGUCUCAUCCCACACAAGUACAUCAGCGUGCUGGACGGGUCAGAGCGAGGGAAAAGAGAGGAAGGAGGAGGAGGCAGCAUUGGAAACCUGACAGCAGAAGAUCCACAGACGGAGAACACAACCCGGAUGCGGGUGAACAGUGACAGCGCUUCGUUGCCUGGGAGACAGAGAGGAAGUGAGGGGAGCCCCAGUCGAAAGCCGCCAACCUCCCCCGCCACACGACACCUGCCAGUGUCUCAGGAGCGAAGACACACUUUGGACACUGUGAGACAGGGCGGCUUCAGGCCCACAGACAGACCUCCGUUUGGUCAGGCAGAGAGAACAACAGUGGACAAGGAGAUGAUCAGCCGUCAGAUGAACUCUGUGUUCAAGGAGCUCCUGUCUCGCCAGCCUCCUGUGCAGCAGUCCACCCUCUCCACCCCUGCUGCUCCUGCUCCCUCUUCCUCCUCCUCCUCCUCUUCCUCUCUUCCUCAAGCUGCCCCCGCUGCCAAAAAAGUAGGAUUCGGCCUCAGAGGACGGGCCCUUUUCAGACCGGUGGACUAAGAGGAUGAGGAGAGGAUGACUGGAAUUUCCGAUUUAUUAUUUGAGAACGAUGGUUAUGCUGAUGCCGAUGAUGCAUUUGGUGAAGAUCUUGAUUUAUUUUUUUGACACAUGUAUAAUAUUUGCAUCUCUGCCAUCUCAUAGUGCCACUAGUCUCGGUGCCGUGUUACUGUACGUCCAGUGUGUCUGUUUUCCAGCUGUUUUUGGUCUCUUUAUGUUUUGUACUGUUUUUGUUCUCCAGGCAUUUGCAGUUUUUGGAGAAUCAGGGAUGUGACAUCGCCAGUGAUAUCACCAGACUGACUUUUUAAAGUGGUUGCCAUGAUAGAACAACAAAAGACUUAAGCUGCCCCCUAGUGGCUCGCCCUUCUAAUGUUUGCUUUAUUUUAAAAACAGAAAACUGAUCCUGGGCCUGAGUGCCUUCACAUCCUUUACUAUUCACAUUUAUUUCACUUGAAAACGACCUGAUAGGUUUGAACUCUGCAUAUAAUGUUCAAAAAGAUAAUGCGAUCUGGGAAGGUUUUAUGAAACAAUUGAAGAAAUUGUUAAAACUCAGAUCAUUAUUAUUAUUUCAUGAGAACAUAUUUUGUGCCCUUUUUUCACACACUUUAUUUGAUAAAGACAUUUUUCACUUUUAUUUCAUGUCAAGUUUUAUUUCAUGAUGUCACUUUUCAUGACAGCGACGAAGUCACCGCCCCUCACAUUUCAGCAUGACAUCUUAACAUAGCAAACUCAUCAACUGCUACUAGAUUAGCCAGUUAGCUCCUGUUAGCUAGAGCAACAACAAUGUCAAAGUUGUGUUACAAAUGGCAAUUAACACAGUACACUGACACAGUAACUAAACCUCUGGAGCUAAAGCCUUAGCUUCACCAUGCUGUUCAUGCUGCCUACAUAAAUGAUCAAAUACAACCCUUAUCUGAAAAAGUUGGGAAACUGCAUAAAAUGUAAAAAACAAGAAACAGAAUGUACUAAUUUGCAAAUCCUUUUCAACCUAUAUUCAAUCAAACACAGUACAAAGACAAGCUAUUUAAUGUUCAAACUGAUAAAUUUGAUUGUUUUUUGAAAAUAUAUUCUCUAUAUUUGAUGUCCGCAACACAUUCCACGACGCUAUACGAUCACAGAUGCCGGCCUUUGAACUUUGCACUGGUGACAGUCUGGAUGGUUCUUUUUCUCUUUAGACCUAACGUCCAUGAUUUCCAAAAACAAUUUGAGAUGUGGACGUUUCUACUUUGUGUCACCUCAGAUAAGCAUAAUGUUCCUGAGCCCAGGUAGUGAUAUCUUUUAUGCAGUCAUGUUGGUUUUAAUGCAAUGCAGGCUGAGGGGUCAAAGGUCACAGGCAGUCAGUGUUGGUUUUCAGCCUUGCCCCUUAUGUACAGAGGUUUCUCCAGACUCUCUGAAUCCUUUAAGGAUUGUUGUUUAUGUUUUACGCAGCAUCUCGACUUUUUUAGAAUCAGAGUUGUAAUUACAUUGGUGAGCUUUACUUAUUAUUCACCCGCAAAGUGAAGAGCCUGUGUUAGCUGUGUUAGCUCGCUCAGCAGAGAACGUCUGUCUGUCUUUUUGUUCCCCACAGAGUUGUGUGUCUUUCUCCUAAAAACCUCUUUAGAAUCAAAAUGAGGCAGAACUGAAUUAACCAGUUUACAUUAGCCAAAGCUAGCCUAGCUUCUGCCGUUAACAUCUGUCUCUUCACUUUGACGCUGAGUAAUUAGCCAAGCUCAAGUAAAUAAUGUGACGUUAGCGUCCCUGUCUGUUCAUUUACAGUAGCCGCUAGACAGUAGAUUCAGAAUUACUUUGACAUUGUGGUUGCUCUAGCUAACAGGAGCUACAGGCUACAUGUGGUAGCAGUUAUUGACUGUGCUAGCUUGAGUAGCAGGGAGUUAUGGAUGUAUGAAAAGAGCUGCAUACGGUGCCACCACUCAGCCUUCCCUCCAGUUUUUCCCUGUGGCCACUCUUGGUAUUGCAAUGAAAAAUCCCCUGCAGCCUAGCCUUCGUGUCAUGUCUCGGGAUUGUCACAGACGCUACAAACUUUUUUCAAAUAUGCACCAGGGAAGCCAUUCUUAUUGCAUUGAAUAGGCACCAUCUUUGGUUCAGUAUCCAACUCUAUCAAUGCAGAGUGUAUGUGAAAGGUGAGAGGGCUGCGACUACACCACUGUCAUGAAAGAUUGAAUUAGAAAAUGAAAGUCAUUCUGUUACACUGUUAUUUCAUCACCUAUUAUGAAAAUAAGUGAUGGAAACAUUUUGUAACACACUUUUAAUAAUUUUUUAAAUUAAUUUCACAAAUGAUUGUUUCAUUUACAAAAUGAUUCAUGUGAAUAUUUAUUUUUAUUUAUUUAAUGUUGAACAUUUUGGGGGUCCGCAGAUGUUAGCUGAGAAAACUGUAAACAGUAGUACUUUUUAUCAGCAUGCAGCGUUAGCAUACACACACACACACACACACACGCACGCACGCACACACACACACACACAGAGAUGGAAAACACAUUCCCCUUCAUAUGUGAUACAUGGCCUAAUACACAGGCCAAAACUCAGGGCUUUUGCAGAGUUAGAGACAGGCUAACUCAGGUUUGGCUUCGAAGGAAUAAGUAAAAGUUUCUCACUCAGGGCUUUGGUUGACUUACUCUUCAACUGGAAACUGUGCCCUAGCCUCAAGAGCCAAAACGGCCCCCCAGAGAGGAUUCAGUGACUUCCUCUGGCUUAAACUGUGAAUGCAACGGCGACGUUUUGGAGCCACAAUUGAUUUUCUUGUCUCAUUUAUCGACACAUUUUGGCCCCCCUGACUAUAUCUAGCACCAUCCACAGGUCCCACUCAAAGGUGUGUUUCAGGAUUUUUGCAGUGCGGUGUACAAUUACUUUGACUCCAAAAGCAUUUGAAAUGUUUUUACAUAUGGCAUCUGUUGUGUUUCAGUACUGGAAACAUAGAAGUAGAUUCCCUUUUUUCAUUGACUCUGCUUCUAUGAUUAAAACACCCUGUUGUUCUGGAUCACUGUUUGAUGAUGUCACUAAAUUUACUGUGUCCAACUGUAUAUGUGAUUAAAAAAAUAUGAAUACAAUAAAGAUGAUCAAGUGGUGAA
Molecule: messenger RNA, 6282 nt
Organism: Chelmon rostratus (copperband butterflyfish)
Lineage: Eukaryota; Metazoa; Chordata; Actinopteri; Chaetodontiformes; Chaetodontidae
Gene: arhgap4b
Product: Rho GTPase activating protein 4b
Exons: 24
Coding region: 395-3220 (941 amino acids)
Biological process (GO): negative regulation of cell migration; signal transduction
Cellular component (GO): cytoplasm
Molecular function (GO): protein binding
Source: RefSeq, a predicted model, not a curated record